CUUUCCUAAACAUAAAAAAUUGUAAAUGGAGCUAUUAUUGUCUCUUAAGUUUUGUGCGUGAAACACGAGCAAAAUCACUACUCUCCACCAGUAAUAGAAUCUUUUUUUUUUCCAUAAAUAAUGCACUUGUACAACAAUUUGGUGGAGAAAUUAAGUGGUGCAGAUCAUAGAGAGUUGGAAAAUAAUGGAGUCAUGGCUCAUCAUCCUCAGCCUCAGCCUCAGCCUCAUCAUCACUUUCUGUAUCACUUUCAAAUCCAAUAAACAGAACAAAUUCCCCCCAGGACCUUUUGUUUUUUCUGUGAUUACGGGCUUACUUCGCGUUAAUGCUGAUAUAGAACUCAUCCUCAGGGACCUCAAGACUAAAUAUGGUCCUAUUUUCAACUUAAGAAUUGGAAUUGGAUUUCGUCGUCCUUCAAUAUUUGUUGCCAGCCACUCAUUAGCCUAUCAAGCUUUAGUCCAACAAGGUGCUGUUUUCUCUGACCGCCCAAAGGCCGCUCAGACCAGUGUAAGCCUUCAAAGUUGCCGAAUUAACAUCUCUUCCUCUCCCUAUGGACCCUCAUGGCGCGUCCUCCGUCGAAACAUUGUAUCUGAAAUUCUCCACCCUUCUUGCACCAAGUCCUACUCUAAGGUCCGAUCACGGGUACUCACUGUCCUUAUUCAACAGCUUCGUUCUGAUUCUGUAGCAACGGAAGGGAUCCGGUUGAUUGAUCAUUUUCGUUAUGCUAUGUUCUAUCUUCUUGUCUUGAUGUGCUUCGGGGAAAACAUUGACGAGGCUCAAGUCAAACUGAUCCACGAUGUACAACGAAGAUGGAUGCAAAGUGCGGGUCGAUUCAUCAAUCUCAGCUUCUUUCCAAGAUCACUUCAAAAGAUCAUAUACAGGAAGCAAUGGAAGGAGCUCAUCCAACUGAUACAAGAUCAAGAGAGUGUCUUUAUGCCACUGAUUGAGGCUCGAAUGAAAGCAAAAACUGAGGAAGAUGUGGUGGCUUAUGCAGAUACAUUGCUGAAUUUGGAAUUCCCUGAGAAAAAAAGGAAGUUUAAUCGGGGAGAGAUUGUCAGCCUCUGCAGUGAGUUCCUCUCCGCUGGCACUGAUACUACCGCCACCUCGUUGCAAUGGAUCAUGGCUAACUUGGUUAAAUACCCUUCUGUUCAGGAAAAACUAUACCAAGAGAUAUCUGAGGUAGUGAGCAGAGAGAAUUCGAAGCCGGAUGGACUGAAAGAGGAAGAUCUAGAGAAAAUGCCUUACCUAAAAGCAGUGAUUUUGGAAGGUCUCAGGCGGCAUCCACCAGGUCACUUCCUGCAGCCACACACGGUGACGGAGGAAGUGGAACUCAACGGUUAUGUCAUCCCUAAGGAUGUAGCCGUCAAUUUCAUGGUUGCAGAUAUGGGUUUGGAUCCACAAGUGUGGGAGAAUCCCUUGGAUUUCAAUCCAGACAGGUUCUUAUCAGUGGGCGGUGACGAUAAGGAAGUGUUUGAUAUAACAGGGGUUAGACAGAUCAAGAUGAUGCCUUUUGGUGCAGGGAGAAGAGUAUGUCCAGGCUAUGGCUUGGCUAUGCUCCAUUUAGAAUACAUUGUGGCUAAUUUGAUCUGGCAUUUUGAGUGGAAGGCUGUGGAUGGAAACAAUGUUGAUCUAUCUGAGAAGCUGGAAUUCACCGUUAUGAUGAAGAAUCCAUUGUGUGCUCGCAUCCGUCCCAGAGUAAACCAACUUGAAUGAUCUUGCUACUAAUGUCGUAUAUUUGUUUGUUUUUCUUUCUCUCUUGAAGUUGUUGAUGUUUCUUCAA
Molecule: messenger RNA, 1778 nt
Organism: Solanum tuberosum (potato)
Lineage: Eukaryota; Viridiplantae; Streptophyta; Magnoliopsida; Solanales; Solanaceae
Product: cytochrome P450 89A2-like
Exons: 1
Coding region: 185-1711 (508 amino acids)
Cellular component (GO): membrane
Molecular function (GO): oxidoreductase activity, acting on paired donors, with incorporation or reduction of molecular oxygen, NAD(P)H as one donor, and incorporation of one atom of oxygen; iron ion binding; heme binding
Source: RefSeq, a predicted model, not a curated record